Prorocentrum cordatum is the source of this 507-nucleotide messenger RNA. Lineage: Eukaryota; Dinophyceae; Prorocentrales; Prorocentraceae. The record is from the annotation of a GenBank genome assembly.
CCGGGUGCGGAGGCGGCGCCCUUUUCUUCUCCGCCCCCUCGCAAGCGCGCCCCAGGCCGAGCUGCCGCGCGUCGGCUCGCGGAGGGGUGCGGCGCGGCGCGCUGGCGCGCGUGCUCGCCCCGCGCCACAAUCGCGCCACGAGGGGAGGAGGAGGAGGAGGAGGAGGAGGAUGAGGAGGAGGACGAGAGAGAGGUGGCCGACCCUGCGGCCGCCGACCGCCCGCAGGUCCCCGCACGCCGCGAGCAGCCGGGUCCACGCACGGGCCCCCACCCACCGUCGCGCCCCGCGCCGCGCGGAGCGCCGGGGGCUUCGCACGCUCGCGCCGCCCCCCAGUGGAGAAGCGCGAAGCGCGACGCGCGAGGAGGAGGAGGAGGAGGCGGAGGAUUUGUCUCUACCACCGCGCUCAGAUGUAGAUGUACACGUCGGUGCCUUUCCGCUGGAUGGAGUGAAAAUCCGCGCUGCCAAGCUACACGGCGGGAGCCCGUGAAAUGCUGGAUAGUAUGUUAU